Molecule: messenger RNA, 1336 nt
Organism: Hypoxylon trugodes
Lineage: Eukaryota; Fungi; Ascomycota; Sordariomycetes; Xylariales; Hypoxylaceae
Exons: 1
Coding region: 259-1128 (289 amino acids)
Source: RefSeq, a predicted model, not a curated record
CCAUCUUAAUCUAAUACCUGAUAGGCAGCCAAGCUGACGGCCAGGGUAGCCAACCCCGGCAUAGCUCUAUAAUAGUCGAUCCUUCUCCUCUUACUAAAAGCCUCUCGGUCAAAUUAUAUCUUUGUCAGCCAUCAGCUGAAAAAGCAGAGAGAAAAAAGCUAUAAAUCCGAUAUAGUAUCAUACAGUAAAACCUAAGCUGGUGGCGUUAAUCGAACCAUAACCGUGACGAAGCAGAGCCCGGGUGGUAUCGAUGCAACAAUGGAGACCGAAGCUAAUGCAGAAACGGUUAAUCUAGAAUUGUUCGAAGCUGGGGGCGAAGAAGGCAGUGAUUUUCACGUUUUCAACAUCUCCGAUGAUCAUUAUCACCGAACGGAAGCUUUACAGCGCACUGGCGCUAUAGAUAUCAGUUGCAAUCUCAAGAAGGUUGUUCAUGGCGCUAUAUCCCCCGACAGCGAUCGAUACGCUACUUUACUUGUUUUACAAUGGGGAUUCAAACCUCAACACAAUACGCGCCGUAUCGCCGAAGCAACUAUUGAGCUUGAAUUCACACCCAGUGCAGAUGGUGGCGAUGUCGAAGUCGAACGCAUAUCAUUCGAUGGCUCAUAUAGCCUGAUGCCAACAACGCAGUCAGAAAGUGUCACGAGAGGGGCUGAGGUGAGCCUUGGAGCUAGCUAUUUUGCAGAUUUGAGUAUUGGAGGAAAAUGGGAAAAAACAGUCGAUAGUGUGUCGUCGGAUGCGAUCUCGGUGAACGGUGGGAUGCAUCUCGUCAACAAUAUCCCACCAUAUCGAAGAGUAAAGUGGACCUUAUUGGAGAACGAAACUCAGAAGUCGGGAAUUCCAGCUUCCCUCACAGUCGCAGUACUCGUUUCGAGAGAAGACCAAGAGAAAUUCUACUGCGGAUUGGGAUUUACAUGUAAAACGGACAAAAAAACAGCCGCCCAAAGCUUCUUCAAGAAAAUCCCUAAAGAUGACCCUAUCAUAUUUCAACCGGAUCCUCGGGAGAAAGGGAAACGCCCACAUAGAAACAUCCUAUAUGGUGACGAUGAGCUGGGUAGCGUUGACCUUGAGAAGUUGAGUGAUGUAACUUUUACAACCAUAGUUACACGCGCAACGAAGUCUAGGGAAUAAAACCUUUCUGCGACUUAUUUGCCUGAAAAUUUCAUCGGAUAAUGUUGAAGAGUCUCUACACAACUAUAGCGUGAAUAUUGAUUCCACUUUCGCCGAGGUAACAAGGGUAGGAGCAGGGCUUACGACACGUACGCCCAGCUAUGCACGCGAUCAUCUCAGGCGCAUAGGUCCGCUAGCCCUCCACUUUAUAAAAUCCAGUAAAAUAAAU